AUGAUAGAACUUUUUGCCAUUUUUGGUAAAGGCGGCUUGGUGCUUUGGUGCUUUAAGGAAGGCGAGAAUCUUUUUAAAGAAGCUGUUAAUAAUCUUAUUAGCGAUGUGUUGCUUCAAGUAAGUUUUAAUUACAAGUUGGAGAUGUAUAUAUUUGUUUUUAGCAAAGAAAUGUUGGAGUUUUCAAGUGGGAAGACGUUUCCAUCAAGUAUAAGCUGGACAACGAGUUUGAUUUGGUAUUCUUGGUAUGUUUUAGUUAUUUUUAUGUUUCAUUAUUUAGGUACCUUAGUUUAUAUUUGUAUUUUGCAAGAAAUUGAAAGCUUAUGAGGGAUUUUUAAUGGCUAAAAGGCUUGAUGUUGUUUUAGGCAUACAUCUAGUCAGGAUUUUUUAAUUUUCACAGGGUUUUUGGUGUUUCUUGGGUAACAUGAUUAGACAAAACUUUUUUACAGAUUAUAUCCUUGUUUUUAACAAGAACAAAAUCAUGAUAAACGUUAUUAUUAAUUUUGUGCUGAUUAAUGUUAUGUUAGGCAUAUCUCUAAAGAUAAUCUUAAAAUUUUAGGUAGUAUAUCAAAGUGUAAUUCAAAUGUCAUAUGCAGACAAGUUACUGACUGAAGUGAAUUUGCGUUUCCGAGAUCUUUAUAAGAAUAUACUGGUUAGCGAUGGAAUGUUAAUAAAAGGACCAAAAACAUUCGCUGGAUUUAACAAGGAGUUUCCGAAGUAAGUUUUUGCUUUUGCUUUUUCUUUAAUUUUGUUUUAGGUGUUUAUUAUUUAUAAACUUGUGAAAGAGGGCAUACAGGUCGUUUUGAAGGAAUAAUUGGCCUGUUUUAGGAUCCUCCAACAAGUUGAGGAAGAAAACGUCAAAGCUGGUAACAAAAAGCCGAAAACUUAUCAAGAAUCGGAAAAAUCAAAGAAAACUGUGGCUUCGUUGAUUGAAAAACCUGGAAAUAAGACUGAGGAAGCUAAGGCCAAGAAGAAGUAAGUGUUUUUGCUUAAUUUGGAGGUCAAAACGCAUGAAAAACAUUAAGAAUAUACUAUAAUAUUAUCUUAUAUUUGAUUUGUUUGUUUUUGUUUGAAUAAUAGGUUGCCUUAAUGUUUUAGAAGUGCCAGUUAAGGAUCACAGUUAAAAAUAUUGUUUUUUAAGACAUAAUUAUGCAUUUUAAGGCAAGUUGAAGCAUCUCCAGGCUCUCCGAGAUCUGGAUUGUCUGAUGAAGACGAUGAUGUCUUGAAGAACCGUGAAGCUUUCUUUAAUCGUCAGAAGAAGGGGUAAGUGAAUUUUUUUGUAAUAUUGUUGGUUUUUAGGUAACAAAUAAAUGAAGAGCUCUAUAAAUUUAAGUUUUAACAAAAUUGCUAUAUUUUAACUUUUAGGUAAUAAAUCCAAUAAUUUUUACGUAUUUUAGAACUGAAAAGACCCCAGACAAGCCAAAGCCCGGAGGCAAGAAAGGAAAAACUGCUAGAAAGUGGGAUUUGUCCGGUGGAAAGCAAGAUCAAGCUGUUCUGGAUUAUAGUAGUCCAGCUCCUGAAAAUGGCCAGAGAGCUCGAGAAGAUGUUGAGGGUGAUAGUAUCUAUAUGGAGAAUGUAAGGUUUUAAAAUUUUUUUGAAAUUUUAGGUUAAAAGAGUAUCAAAGGAGCUGUGAUGGGUAGCUUUUUAAGUUUUAGAAGCCCUUUAGCUAAAAUUAUAUUGUUUUAGGUAAAAAUGGUAGGAAAAUUCAAAGGCGACCUACCUGGACUGGAUGAAAGUCAAGUUGAAGAGCUAUUGGAUGAAGAUGAGGUGAAGGCUCAACCAGAAAAGAAGGGAUGGUUAUCAUCCUUAACAUCGCUGGUUUCUAAUAAGAAAUUGGAAGAAAAGGAUGUUGAAGCUGUUUUGGAGAACUUGAAAACGGCUCUCAUUCGUAGGUUUUUGAAAUUUUAACUAUUUUUUGAUUUGUAAAGAAAGUUUUUGUUAUUUUUGGCUUUGUAAAGAAAGUUUUUGCAUUUUAUGUUUUGUAAAGAAAGUUCUUGCCAUUUGUUGUUUUUUAAAGAAAGUUCUUGAAAUAUUUUAAAUUUGGACCAUCUAUAACAAUAUAUUUUAGAAAAGAACGUAGCUGCAGAGCCGGCCGAGAAGAUUUGCGAGUCAGUUGGAGCUAAAUUGACCGGUAAAGUGGUCAGUUCCUUCAGCCGGGUCCAAACCAUUGUCCGAGAAGCCAUGCGCGAGUCCCUAGUACAACUCCUGACUCCAAAACGACGUGUCGACAUUCUUCGUGAUAUUAUCCAUGCCAAAUCCGAACAUCGCCCAUACGUAAUUGUCUUCUGCGGUGUAAACGGAGUAGGUAAAUCGACCAAUCUGGCCAAGAUCACGUUCUGGCUGAACGAAAACGGCCACAACGUUCUGAUCGCGGCCGGUGACACAUUCAGAGCUGGUGCGGUGGAACAGCUUCGAACUCACUGUAAAUACCUGAACAAUUUACAUCCGGAGAGUGUACAGCUAUACGAACAAGGCUAUGGUGGAGACUCGGCCAAGUUGGCCAAAGCGGCGAUUCAAAUCGCUCAAGAGAGGAAGAUCGAUGUUGUUCUAGUGGAUACGGCCGGAAGAAUGCAGGAUAAUGCACCGUUGAUGGCGGCUCUGAGUAGUGUAAGUUUUUGAAGAUGAGGGUCGUUUUAAAAAUGGCAGUGUUGAGAAAGGGUGGGGUUAAAAAUGACAGUUUGAUGGAAGUUAUGGGUUAAAAAUUCGGUAAAAAUGGCUUUCAUCUACUGUAAUAUCUGAAAAAAUUUCAGUUGAUCCACACCAACAACCCAGAUAUGGUCCUGUUCGUUGGUGAAGCCCUGGUCGGAAACGAAGCCGUCGACCAGUUGGUAAAGUUUAAUCAAGCUUUGGCUGAUCACAGUGCAGUUAGAGAGAACCCAAGAUUGAUUGAUGGAAUCGUUUUGACCAAGUUUGACACCAUUGAUGAUAAGGUAAGGGUUUUGGGGGUUGGAAAGGAAUUUUUUAAGUUUUUUGGGUUUGUAAAGAAAGUUCUUGUCAUUUUAUCUUUUGUAAAGAAAGUUCUUGCCAUUUUUUAUUUUGGAAAGAAAGUUCUCGCCAUUUUUGUUCUGUAAAGAAAGUUCUUGCCAUUUUUUGUUCUGUAAAGAAAGUUCUUGCCAUUUUUUUUGGAAAGAAAGUUCUUGCUAUUUUUGGUUUUGUAAAGAAAGUUUGCCAUUUUGUGCCUUGUAAAGAAAGUUCUUUUCAUUUUUGAUUUACUAUAAUAUAAUUUUUAAGGUCGGUGCCGCAGUAUCCAUGACCUACAUAACCGGACAGCCGAUUGUAUUCGUCGGCACAGGCCAAACCUACACUGACCUGAAGAGUCUCAACGCUAAUGCCGUUGUCAACUCACUACUAAAAUAA
Messenger RNA from Bursaphelenchus okinawaensis, 3354 nucleotides. Lineage: Eukaryota; Metazoa; Nematoda; Chromadorea; Rhabditida; Aphelenchoididae. The record is from the annotation of a GenBank genome assembly.